This is a messenger RNA of Cajanus cajan (pigeon pea), 968 nucleotides long. RefSeq names its product Big1. The record is from RefSeq and is a predicted model, not a curated record. Lineage: Eukaryota; Viridiplantae; Streptophyta; Magnoliopsida; Fabales; Fabaceae.
AGACGGGUAAGUGAGUGGAUUGAGAAAUAAGAUAAGAUACAACCACCAUUCCAAUUUGUUUUUAUUGUUUUCCACCAUCCACACGCAACUACCAUACGAGGUAAAAUACCAAUAUCCUGGCUGACUCAGAAACUCCACAUGCAACAAAGUCCUAUAUCUAUCGGUGUAGCUAGCUAGAGAAGUUGGAUAGUGAGUUAGAUCGCAGAAUUAAUUGCCACAAUUAUUUCAUGUCACGACCCUUUUAAUUUGACAUAACAUAGCUUUGGAGGCAAGUGACAGGUGAAUAGAGUCAGAGAUCAGUGACAAUGAAGCAAAGAAAAGAAGAAAGUGUUGGUCAUGAAUCAAAGGCAGAGGUGCUUCCAAAGUUAUCACCUCCAAAAGCAGAAGAGAGUGUCACAAACAGAGAAAUUGCCAAGUUUUGGAGGCAGAAAAGGAUCGAGGAGGAGGACCACCUCCUUGCUGCUAUUAAAGCUGCAGCUAGACUCCGUGCACGCACCCUCACGGAACAAGAGUAUCAGAGAUUCGAGUUCUCGCUGAUGAUCGAUCAUACCUAUGACGAAACCGAGAAAGAGACGGUUAAACGGAUUGUGGGGACGAAUGUUUAUUGCAAAACAGUUGCUAUGGACAAAGAAGUGCGCGUCGGAAUAAAGGACUGGUGGACGAAAAGCAAAUAUGCGUAUUUGAAUGAACCAGCCAUAGAUUCGAUGGAUUCUGCUAAGAAACGAAGCUCAAAGUAUAUUCCGAAUUGUCUUUCUUACAAGCCCAAGGCUUUGUAUGCUUCUGCUAUUGGUGUCUUUUAAGCCGCAGGGGGCAUUCCUUUGUUAUUUCUUUCACCAUUCUCUUCUUUUUUAUGCUCCAGUCUUUCAUUUCCCAUUCAAAUCUGUAUUUUGUGUUUCUUGGUGCGACUCUGUUUUCUUUCAUGAGUGCUGCUGGACAUUCUUAAUAAUAUGUCGGUAUUUUAUGUGUCA